Molecule: messenger RNA, 1621 nt
Organism: Ostrea edulis (European flat oyster)
Lineage: Eukaryota; Metazoa; Mollusca; Bivalvia; Ostreida; Ostreidae
Product: alpha-amylase-like
Exons: 8
Coding region: 34-1593 (519 amino acids)
Biological process (GO): carbohydrate metabolic process
Molecular function (GO): alpha-amylase activity; cation binding
Source: RefSeq, a predicted model, not a curated record
GAGUUCGUUGUACAGUGUAAAGUUGAUUGUGUAAUGUUCCGAGAGCUUCUUUUCUUCAUUUCUGUCAGUCAUUCCCAUGGCGGUACUUGGAGCAGCCCGACCUGUGCUCCGGGUCGUCACACCAUCACUCAUCUGUUCGAGUGGAAAUGGAGCGAUGUAGCUGCAGAGUGUGAACGGUUUCUGGGUCCGCACGGAUACUGUGGUGUCCAGAUUUCACCAGCAAAUGAAAAUAGAGUGAUGAUCAAUCCCAGCAGACCAUGGUAUGAGAGAUAUCAGCCUGUAUCGUACAAAAUGGUCACCAGAAGCGGAAACGAGGCUGAUUUCCGGGACAUGGUACAAAGAUGUAACAAGGUUAAUGUCAGAAUCUUCGUUGAUGUUGUGUUUAAUCACAUGACCGGGGUCGGAGACACGGGCACAGGAACCGGUGGUUCUCAUUGGGACGGAAAUACACUGAGUUAUCCCGGCGUGCCUUACUCUGCCUGGGAUUUCAAUGGAAAAUCCGAAUGUCACUCAAGCGACGAUGAUAUUCAUAACUACAAUGACCCGAAUGAAGUUCGUAACUGUCGUUUGCUAAGUAUAGCGGAUCUGAAACUUUCCAAGGAUUACGUACGGGAUACCAUAGCAGGAUACCUAAACCACCUCAUCAGCCUGGGGGUGGCUGGAUUCAGAGUGGAUGCUGCGAAACACAUGUGGCCUGGAGACAUCCGUGCUGUGUUUGGGAGACUGCAUGAUUUGAAUACUAGCUAUUUCCCGACAGGAACCAAACCGUUUAUUUAUCUGGAAGUGAUUGAUAUGGGACAUGAAGCAGUCAGUGCAACGGAGUACACCGGAAUUGCCCGAGUCACAAACUUCAUGUAUGGAAUCAAAUUAGCUGAUGUUUUCAGACAUAAUAACCAGGCGAAAUGGCUGAAAACGUGGGGGGAGCGAUGGGGAAUGAUGAACACAAAUGAUGUAGUUGUUUUUCUCGACAACCAUGACAAUCAAAGAGGAGAUGGUGGUGGAGGAAACGUUUUAAGUUUCUAUGAACCACGUGCUUAUAAAAUGGCAACCGAGUUCAUGCUGGCUCACCCUUACGGUUUUACACGAGUAAUGAGCAGUUAUAGGUGGACCAGGAAUAUUCAGGGAGGACAUGAUCUAAACUAUUGGAUGGGACCACCCCACAAUGGGGACAUGAGCAUUAAGAGUCCUAUCAUCCAUUCAGACAUGACCUGUGACAACAACUGGGUUUGUGAACACAGGUGGCGUCAAGUUUACAACAUGGUUGCCUUCCGUAAUGUUGUCAUGGGAACACCGCUGAGUAAUUGGUGGGACGAUGGUGACUAUGCCAUUGCUUUCUCCCGAGGAAACAAGGGUUUCAUCAUCAUCAACGCAGGCACAUCGGAUAUAAAUGUAAAUUUACCAACAGGUUUAACGCAGGGUUCAUAUUGUGACGUAAUUUCCGGUGAUUAUGAAAAUGGAAAGUGCACUGGAAAUGUAGUUCACGUGGGAGGAGACGGCCACGCUCAUUUCCAUAUAAGUCACAACAGUGAGGAUCCAGUUGUGGCAAUACAUAUCGGAGCAAGGAUAGGAUCUUUAAAGAAAGUUACAACAUAAUAAAUUAAAUAUUCUUUCUUUAAAUAAA